Aphis gossypii (cotton aphid) is the source of this 1093-nucleotide messenger RNA. RefSeq names its product exosome complex component RRP42 (gene Rrp42). The coding region runs from base 159 to 1028 and encodes 289 amino acids. Gene Ontology annotation, cellular component: nuclear exosome (RNase complex); cytoplasmic exosome (RNase complex). The record is from RefSeq and is a predicted model, not a curated record. Lineage: Eukaryota; Metazoa; Arthropoda; Insecta; Hemiptera; Aphididae. Gene Ontology annotation, biological process: nuclear polyadenylation-dependent rRNA catabolic process; U4 snRNA 3'-end processing; nuclear polyadenylation-dependent mRNA catabolic process. The transcript has 5 exons.
AACAUGUGCUCACACCGCGGCUAACACUGCAGACGCCAGACACUGCUUUUAUAAUUUUACCGCUUAGAGUACAAAUCUUUCAACUUUUCAAGAUACUAAACUAAUAAAGAGAUACUUAUACAGUUUUUUUUUUUUUUGAAAAUUGACGAAUACAAAGUAUGAGUUUGGUAUCAUUGAACGAGGCGGAAAAGGUGUAUAUUAUUCACGGAGUCGAGGAAAAUUUCCGAUGCGAUGGACGCAGUCGACAAGAUUACAGGCCGUUGGAAUUGGAAAUGGAUAUUGUGAGCAAUGCCAAUGGGUCUGCACGCUUGCGAUUAGCCAACUCCGAUAUUUUAGUGUGUGUUAAAGUCGAAAUUGACACCCCACUUCCAGAAGCGCCCAAAGAUGGCAAAGUAGAAUAUUUUGUUGAUUGUUCAGCUAAUGCAACUCCAGCAUUUGAAGGACGUGGUGGUGAACAUUUAGCUGCAGAACUCAGUCGCUUUCUUUCCUUAGCUCAUAGCCCAGUAUUUAAUUUGAGCAAAUUGUGUAUUGUUCCUGGACAAUCAUGUUGGAAAUUAUUUGUUGAUGUUCUGAUAUUAGAAUGUGGAGGAAACUUAUUUGAUGCCGUAUCAUUGGCAGCUAAAGCUGCUUUGUGUAACACAAGUUUACCAAAUAUUGUGGGGACAUAUGAGGAUGGUCAAAAUAUUGAUCUCCAGAUAUCUGAUGAUCCAUUUGACACAAAACCAUUAGAUGCAAGUGAUUUAUCCGUGCUAGUGUCUUUAUGCAAGAUUGGCAAUAGUUAUGUGGCUGAUCCAACUAUAGAGGAAGAAAUAUGUGGUGCAGGAUGUAUUGUUGUGUCCGUUACACCUAAAGGUAAUGUAACGGCCGUAUUAAAGAAAGGAGCUGGGAGUUUUAUGCCAGAUACGUUAAAUGAGAUAAUUAUGUCUGGUUCACACAUUGGUAUUCUGUUGAACAAAGCACUCAAUGAAACUCUUACUCAAGACAUGUCCAGUAAUGUUUGUAAGCAACAAUAUGGUUUCCUCAAAUGAAUACAAAUUUAAGUACAUACUUUUUAUUUUAAUGUAAAUAAUAUUUAAUAUAAACAUUUAUACAU